This is a messenger RNA of Erinaceus europaeus (western European hedgehog), 2741 nucleotides long. RefSeq names its product makorin ring finger protein 3 (gene MKRN3). The transcript has a single exon. Gene Ontology annotation, molecular function: ubiquitin protein ligase activity; metal ion binding. The coding region runs from base 279 to 2069 and encodes 596 amino acids. The record is from RefSeq and is a predicted model, not a curated record. NCBI's taxonomy places the organism in Eukaryota, Metazoa, Chordata, Mammalia, Eulipotyphla, Erinaceidae. Gene Ontology annotation, biological process: protein polyubiquitination.
UGCAUCAUGCUCACAGGCUGAUCUGCACAGCGGAGCAGGGACAAAGGCGGCAGCGGGUGGGCUUGCGCCGGGCUGCCUGGGGAGAACAAAGGCAGCCAAGGCUCGGCUCAGAUUUCUAACCAUAGAGACACAACAUGCCAGACGGACCAGAUAGAAGACUAGCGUCGUCCGCUCACCGGAAGUGUCCGCCACAGCUGCGCCCGCGCGUGAAGUAGGAACGUAAAACAACAGGGUAUGGACAGUGUCGAGGGGGAAAGGAGAUAGAAACGCACUCAAUCAUGGAGGAGCCUCCUGAACCAGCUCCCGCCAGCCGGGCCUCGAGCCCGGAGGGAGGAGAUACCAGAGAAGUUUCUGAGCCACUCCUGGGAGCAGGGGCAGGAAUGGAAGAGCCUGCAGCUCCCACAGUACCCCACGAGGUGGCAGCCGAGGCCUGUGAGGGGGCCGAGGCGGCGGCGGCGCCCGUGCUGCCAUGGCGCAGCGUCCCGGUGCGCAGGGUCUACCCGGCCUCGGGGGUUCCGGGCCCAACCCCCUUCCGGCCGUCACGUGUGAGGCCCGCCCAGGCCUCCGGGGGAGGGGCGGGGCGCCGGCCCCUGCCGGGCCGCAGCGGAGGCAGCUGGACCAAGCAAGUCCUCUGUAGGUAUUUCCAACAUGGUCUGUGCAAGGAGGGGGAGCAUUGUCGCUACUCCCACGACCCGGCGGGCCACGCGGAGGCCCAGACCCGGGCGCUACUUCCGGCCGCUGCAGCCCGAGGCCCUGGCACAGCUGCGCUUGCGCUCUCGGAGCCCCAGGCCCAGGAAGUGGCGGAAGCCCCCCUGGCCGCGCGCGCGGCCUCCUCGCUUCCCAUUGGCCAGGCGGCGCGCGGGGGCUGCUUUGAAGCCCAGACAGACAAUGCGGGCGGCCCCGCGGCGGCGGCUGCAGCGGCGGCGGCGGCGGGUGGAGGAGCAGGUGCACCAGGCUGGGAGGAUGCUGUGGAGUUUGUACCUGGGCAACCCUACUGGGGGCGCCUGGUGCUGGCUUUCCCCGAGACUCCUCCCCAGGGCUUGGUGACUGUAUGGCCGCCUGCGGUCAUGGGCCAGGGGGAGCGGCUGUGCCGGGAUGCUGCCAUGGGGCAGUGCUUCCGUGGGGCGAGCUGCAUGUAUCUCCACGGAGACAUAUGCGAUAUGUGUGGGCUGCAGGUCUUGCACCCCGGGGAUACUGUGCAGAGGGAGGCCCAUAUCAAGGCCUGCAUUGAAGUGCACGAGAAGGAUAUGGAACUCUCAUUUGCCGUGCAGCGUAGUAUGGACAAGUUGUGUGGCAUCUGCAUGGAGAUUAUCUUUGAGAGAGCCAAAUCCACCGACUGUCGCUUUGGCAUCCUCUCCAACUGCAACCACACCUUCUGUCUUAAGUGUAUCCGCAGGUGGAGAACGUCCAAACAGUUUGAGAACAGGAUCAUCAAGUCCUGCCCUCAGUGCAGGGUGCCCUCCAGCUUUGUCAUCCCCAGUGAGUUCUGGGUGGAGGAGGAGAAUGAGAAACAGAAGCUGAUUGAGCAGUACAAGGAGGCAAUGAGCAACAAGACCUGCAGGUAUUUUGCUCUAGGCAGUAGUUGCUGCCCAUUUGGAAAGAAGUGUUUUUACAAGCAUGCAAAGCCCGUGGGCCAGGGAGAGGAGGAACCUCAGAGGCAGAGUGCUGAGGCUUCCAGCUCUCAGAGCGAUCCAGUUGUGGAGCCUGCUGAGUCUGCUGAGUCCGCUGAGCCUGCGCAGGUGGGAGAGUGCUACACGCCCUUUAAAGGCCAUAACAAAGAGUGUAUCAUGCUUCUGCUGGCCAAUUUGUUGUGUAAGCGCUUUCUUUCACGGGGAGAUAAUCCAUCCUCCUGCUCAGAGGAUCAGUUUGACUGGCUUCAUUAUGAGCUGGAAGAAUCUUUUGGCUUGACCCAUGGCAUUGCUUUGGCAUGUGGUCUGGUGUGCUAUUGCUUGUUUUCCGUUCAUAGACGCAUCCAUCACUUGCAGGGGCCGUUGAAACCAUCUCUUUGGCACAUCCAUCUCUGGUUUUUUGGUUUUGUUUUCUGCGCAUCCCCAUUUCCUACCUUCUAGGAUCAUGGUGUUUCGCUGAUUUUUUUUUUUUUAAGUCCUUAUUGCUUGGUACAAUGACUGACUGUCAGUUUAUGGUUUAUCUUGUCAUCUCUGUUUUCAACAGGAGUGAUUCAGUUCUAGUCUAGUGUUUACAGAAUUUCCACAAUCAUUUUGAAGUCCCUCAAGAAUAAAUGUGGCAGGGUGAAGGGAGAAGUCUUAACUGAACAAGGAGCUUUUUGCUACUACAGCCUUAAGAAAUGGACCCUGAGGGCCUUUGUGGUACAGCCAGCUGCUCAUCUUUGUUGUUUACAUGUCUGUUUAUUCUCUCAUCCCAAGUGCACUUUUUAACUUGUUCCCUUGUGGUUUUCUUCCCUCAUUCCCCUCAAGUGCACUUUUUGACUGUGGUUACCUUGUGGUUUCGUGUUUUACUUGACCAGAACCAGGUGUAUAUGUUUACAUGGUUUUUUUUUUUUUUUUACCGUGUUUUGCUUGCUGUGAAGUUAUCUAUAAUUGGAAGUAUAUAUUUAAGAAUUAUAUAGGUCCAUGUGCUUGUGAAUGUGUAUGGAAGUUAAUGUAUUUGAAAUAUAUUUAAAGAGAUACCUCAUAAUAGAUACCAUUAUGUGACAAAAUGAAUACAGAACUGGAAGCUUACUGUCAAAGGCUAAUAGGAUUUUCCUCUUGUGUGCAUAAGAA